Mycena indigotica is the source of this 447-nucleotide messenger RNA. Its product is annotated as G10 protein. The coding region runs from base 1 to 447 and encodes 148 amino acids. Gene Ontology annotation, biological process: mRNA splicing, via spliceosome. Gene Ontology annotation, cellular component: spliceosomal complex; nucleus. NCBI's taxonomy places the organism in Eukaryota, Fungi, Basidiomycota, Agaricomycetes, Agaricales, Mycenaceae. The transcript has 5 exons. The record is from RefSeq and is a predicted model, not a curated record.
AUGCCCAAAAUUCGCACAACAAGAACGAAGAAGCCACCAGAAGGAUUCGAAGAGAUUGAAACGAUUCUUGAAGACUAUGCGAAGAAGAUGAGAGACGCCGAAAAUGAGUCUCACGAGGGCAAACGCAAGACCGAAUCGCUUUGGCCAAUAAUGCGAAUAUCCCACACACGGUCCCGGUACAUCUACGAGCUCUACUACAAGCGCGAGGCGAUCUCGAAGGAGUUAUAUGAUUGGCUGCUGAAGGAGGGUUACGCAGACGCCAACCUCAUUGCGAAGUGGAAGAAAGCCGGAUACGAGAAACUAUGCUGUUUGAGAUGUAUUCAGACCAAAGACAUGAACUAUCAAGGGUCUACUUGUGUGUGUAGGGUUCCCAAGGCACAAAUUCGGCCAGGAACGAUUGUCGAAUGCGUACAUUGUGGAUGUCGCGGUUGCAGUUCCGAUUCAUGA